GGGACCAAUGGGGCUGAGGGUCUGGUGGGGAAGAAAGGGCCAGUGGGGCCCCAGGGACAUUCAGGGAAGCCUGGCCCAGAGGGCCUCCGAGGGAUCCCAGGCCCCGGGGGUGAGCAAGGGUUAAACGGCCCCCCAGGCCAGACGGGACCCCCUGGACCCAUGGGACCCCCAGGACUGCCAGGUUUGAAAGGAGACCCGGGCAGGAAGGGAGAUAAAGGUCACGGGGGUCUGAUCGGUCUGAUCGGACCUCCAGGAGAGCUGGGAGAGAAGGGAGACAGAGGCCUGCCCGGAAAUCAGGGCACACAAGGAACCAAAGGAGACGGGGGUAAGGGUGGCCUCCCUGGCCCCACCGGCCCCCCAGGACCCCCUGGACUUUCUGGUGCAGUUGGUGAGAGAGGAUCCAAAGGAGACCUGGGCGCCAUCGGACCCCAAGGAGACACUGGCCCCGCCGGAUCCCCCGGACCCCCUGGUCCGCCUGCCACCAUGGUCAGCGCUGCUAUCAGAGACCACGAGGGCCGGAGGAAGAGGAAGAGGCACUCUAGGAUGGUGCAAGAGGCGCACUCCCCUACGAGGAAGUAGAUGAAGAUGGAUCUGGAGCAGGAGGUGUUCCUGCAGGCAGACCAGCCCAUGCUGGAGGAGGCAGAGGGCAUGGAGGAGGUGUUUGCCUCCCUCAUCUCCAUGAAGACAGAGGUGGAGCUGAUGAGGAAGCCCCUGGGGACCUUUGAGAGCCCCGCCCGCACCUGCAAGGAGCUCAUGAUGAUCCAGCAUGGCUACAGAGACGGUGACUACUGGAUCGACCCCAACCAGGGAUGUCACAGGGACUCCAUCAAGGUCUUCUGUAACUUCACCGCUGAGGGAGAGACCUGUCUCUACCCUGACAAGAGGAUGGAAACUGUGAAGCUAGCAGCCUGGAACAAAGAGAAGCCAGGAAGCUGGUUCAGCCAAUACAGGAAAGGCAAACAGUUACAGUACAGUGACUCUGAUGGGAACCCGGUCCACGUGGUCCAGCUGACCUUCCUGAAACUGCUGAGUGCCACGGCCAGACAGAUCUUCACCUACUCCUGCCAGAACUCUGCCGGCUUCGACAGCGCCACCCGCAGCCACCAGCACGCCAUACGCUCGGGCAGCAACGACGAGGAGAUGAGCCAGGCCAAGAGCCCCUUCAUCCAGGCAACACACGACGGAUGCCAGUUCCGUAAGGGACAGGAGCGGACAGUCCUGGAGAUCGACUCCCCCAGAGCAGAGCUGCUGCCAGUCAUAGACGUGGCCCCCUCAGACUUUGGAAGCAGCAACCAAAAGUUUGGCUUCCACGUGGGACCAGUAUGUUACAACGGUUAACUAACGUUGUCUCAACCAACYAAGGAAUGACCGGAACUGACCUGCACAACAACUUACCAAUGAAAGAAACUGAACUUCACUGUUGUUUCCACACGCAAUAUUUAUUAUUAUAUGUCCGUAUAUGUGGUGGGUUUCUGGCAUAUGUUAUAAGACUCUCAACAACCAAUGGCAAGUAGAGGAGCAAAGGCAAGGAGGAACAAAGCACAUUUAUCAAAGGGAAUUCAUCCAAUUAGAUCUAUUUAAUGUGUAGUGUUUUUUUCUUUGUCGUCCUUCUUUUCUUCGCUCACCUUUUGAGUGUGCUGUAAUUAGAUUCGCUAGAAGUAGUCUCUUGUUCCACUUGACAACAACCAAUUUAAAAAGACAGGCAGAUCCCUCCCAUGUUGAGGCAUGGGGUUAGCCUGUCAUCUGUGGUAUGGGUCAGUUGAGUGGCACUGUCUUUUGUCAGGCCUGGGAUGCAGAUGAGAUGAGUUGCUACCUGAGGGAUUGUGAUGAGAGUGGAGUGGAAUUAGCAGGAGACACCAUCUGGCAUUCUCAUUAGCAUGCCUGGAUUGCAGUAGGAUAAUAUCAUAUUGCAGUAUAAGGACAUCAGUUCUUGUUAACUGGGGGUGUACCGCAGAAUCUACGGAUGUAGGAUCUUAAUUUGAGAAAGUUUGCUACAGCAGGAAAAUAAUCAUGCAGCAACAGGAAAUGUGAAUUAUUA
Salvelinus sp. IW2-2015 is the source of this 2038-nucleotide messenger RNA. The record is from RefSeq and is a predicted model, not a curated record. Lineage: Eukaryota; Metazoa; Chordata; Actinopteri; Salmoniformes; Salmonidae.